AUCACAAUCCACACCCGUCUUCACCACACAUUACGCAUCCUCGUCUCCGUACCCCACUUUCCAAAACCAACUCAGGCGAACAGAACUGUCAGUCUCAUCGUCGUCUUCCGUUCUUCGUGUUUCUGUCAAAGAAUACUCUCAGAUCAGACAGAAUAAGGGAUGGGAUCUGGAACUGGAAGCUUCCUCAAGGUUGUGGCCAAGAACUUCGAUGUUCUUGCAGGGCCAGUGGUUAGUCUUGUUUUUCCUCUGUAUGCCUCAGUUAAGGCAAUUGAGUCCAAGUCUCCGGAAGACGAUAGGCAAUGGCUUACUUACUGGAUCCUUUAUUCUAUGAUCACUCUCUUUGAGCUUACUUUUGCCAAACUAAUUGAAUGGAUCCCUUUCUGGUCUUAUGCAAAGCUGAUAGCAACCUGCUGGUUGGUCAUACCAUACUUCAGUGGUGCUGCAUAUGUUUACGAGCAUUUCGUAAGGCCAUUCUUUCUUAACCCACAGACUGUUAACUAUCUUAACCCACGGACUGUUAACAUCCGGUAUAUCUGGAGGAAGAAGGACACCUUCAGCAAGCGGGAUGACAUUCUAACUGCUGCACAGAAAUACAUCGAUGAAAAUGGCCCUGAAGCACUUGAGAAACUCAUCAAUAAGGGUGAUCGGGAACCUGGGUCUGGGAGCAGCCAUUACACUUUCUACGACCAGGUCUACAGAUAUUGAGUCGAGAAGUUUGGUCCCUUCUGUUUUGGUUGGGAGUAAUCUUCUUCGUGAUUUAUGCGUUGUUUACAUUUUGUUAUCUGGAUUAGUGCGUCUUUUGUGAUUACAUGUAAUUAUGGCUACUUGUCUUUGCACUUUCUAAUGGAUAGGUAGCUUUUCCAUCUACUACAUUACACUUGAUCUUCACUAGUUGAAAGCAUUAAAACUGUUGAUUAUGCA
Diospyros lotus (date-plum) is the source of this 921-nucleotide messenger RNA. RefSeq names its product HVA22-like protein a. The transcript has 5 exons. The coding region runs from base 160 to 705 and encodes 181 amino acids. The record is from RefSeq and is a predicted model, not a curated record. NCBI's taxonomy places the organism in Eukaryota, Viridiplantae, Streptophyta, Magnoliopsida, Ericales, Ebenaceae.